UACUCUGUCAGACGUUAUGAAACUUUUAGAAAUGAUCUUAAUCACCAUACAUCUAACCGGUAUUUCCUGCAAGAAGAAACACAAAGAGAUAUCAUCAGAGAGCAUCGAAAACAUAUUAUAUUACAAAGACUGCAACCACAAGCAGAAUCCCACCCCGAUACCGCUCUUGGGGAGUCCUCCGCCGAAGCAGCAGGAGUGCAAGAUGUGCUGCACAAUGUGCUGCGGAGACCAGUGCGUGGACAGCCACCAGGUGAAGCUAGGGAGGCAGGCGGGGAUGGCCCAACUAGAACCAAAAGGCAUCAUGCCCAUACAGCCAGACAUUAAGCCCCCGAGAGAAAGAAGAAAGAAACAAAAAUUCCCAGCACCAAUCCAACCUCCACUACCAGGCAGGCGAGGUCUAGGUCCUAUUGCGUUCACGAGAGAGAACAUCAAGAGUUUAAUCUCCCAGGAUGAGGAUAUCAGGAAGAUAUUGAAGGACCUAGUGAGGGUGACGAUGCAGAAAGUGGAUCUCAUGCAACUGUUGAAUAACAAACAGAAUGUGGGCAACGUGAAGCAGGAACAUGCCGCUGAUGUUAGUGAUUCCGAGAAUGAUCUGUGAUUUAUACGUGUAGUUUAUCAGUGAAGGACAACAAUUAAAUAAUACCAAACAAUAAAAAAAUACAGUUUAGUCAACCAUAAACUAAAGAAUUCUCUUUUAAACUCUCUCAUUGCCUUAAGUCAGUGGUAGAGAUCUAUUAUUAUUGUAUGUGUUUCUUGUUUUAAUAACUAAUA
This is a messenger RNA of Pararge aegeria (speckled wood butterfly), 771 nucleotides long. RefSeq lists its product as uncharacterized. Bases 17 to 598 code for a protein of 193 amino acids. Lineage: Eukaryota; Metazoa; Arthropoda; Insecta; Lepidoptera; Nymphalidae. The record is from RefSeq and is a predicted model, not a curated record. The transcript has 3 exons.